Molecule: messenger RNA, 325 nt
Organism: Notodromas monacha
Lineage: Eukaryota; Metazoa; Arthropoda; Ostracoda; Podocopida; Cyprididae
Source: the annotation of a GenBank genome assembly
GCAGCAGUUCAAUUGUUGCGCCUGUCGAACUCGCGCGUGUCGUCGGUGAGGAAUGAAUUUGUCGCUGGUCCACGACGCCAUCGACGCGUCGGUCUUCGAGAACCGGUUCUGUUCGGACACUGUCCGGAACCCGUACGCUUACGAGCCCCACGUGUCCUACUAUCCUCAGACCGUAGCUGCCCACAGCUACUACGAAGACCACUAUGUCCGUUACUUCCGAGUCACAGGGUUUUGCAUGGAGUCCAUCUUUGGGUUCAUUUGGAUUUCUGACUUUUGGGAGAUGAGUUUGACGAAACGCAAGCGCGGGUCUGGCUGGAAGUCUUAG